Messenger RNA from Penicillium macrosclerotiorum, 1722 nucleotides. Its product is annotated as putative MFS alpha-glucoside transporter. The record is from RefSeq and is a predicted model, not a curated record. Gene Ontology annotation, molecular function: carbohydrate:proton symporter activity. Gene Ontology annotation, biological process: transmembrane transport; carbohydrate transport. Bases 1 to 1722 code for a protein of 573 amino acids. Gene Ontology annotation, cellular component: membrane. Lineage: Eukaryota; Fungi; Ascomycota; Eurotiomycetes; Eurotiales; Aspergillaceae. The transcript has 2 exons.
AUGGCCGAUAACAAGGCGCACGAUGCCAUUGCGCCGGUGGAGGGGACCUCGCCUUUUGACCCCUCCAAUGGCCCCGAUGGCCGACCCUCUGAUUCUUCGAUGAGAACGGUGAUCCAGAAUGCAAAGACCGCGACGGAAAAGGAACAGAAGAUGAGCCUCUUGCAGGGCAUCAAGCUGUAUCCCAAAGCGGUCGCCUGGAGUGUUUUGAUCUCUACCUGCAUUGCCAUGGAGGGAUACGACAUCAGUCUGGUCAACAAUUUUUACGCCUUUGACCAAUUCAACCGCAAGUAUGGCGAGCAGCUUGCCGACGGAUCAUAUCAAGUUCCAGCCAGGUGGCAAUCCGGUUUGAGUAACGGUGCAUACGUCGGCGAGAUAAUUGGUUUAUUUGCCAACGGCUGGGCGUCGGAGCGUUUUGGAUACCGCUAUACCAUCAUGGCCUGUCUGGUUUUGAUCACCGCAUGGACGGCAAUCUUUUUCACUGCACAGAAUGUGCAGUCUCUCCUUGCCGCUGAGAUCUUGUCUGGCAUUCCCUGGGGAGUCUUUCAGACUCUGACAAUCACUUACGCCUCGGAGGUGUGCCCUGUUGCGCUGCGCGGAUACUUGACCACGUAUGUCAACUUCUGCUGGGGUCUCGGUCAACUCAUUGGAAUCGGUGUGAUCAAGGGAGUGCUCAACCGAACAGACCAGUGGGCUUACCGGAUUCCUUACGGCCUGCAGUGGAUGUGGCCCUUGCCUUUAUUCAUUGGCAUUAUGCUUGCCCCGGAGUCGCCGUGGUGGCUGGUUCGGAGAGGACGUACCCAGGAUGCAAAGCGUGCCCUGGAGCGCUUGACCAGCAAGAACAGCGAGUCUGACUUCGAUGCGGAUGAGACAAUCUCGAUGAUGGUGCACACCACCGCCUUGGAGGCCAAAAUCACCAAAGGUGCGAGCUACCUGGACUGCUUUAAAGGUACCGAUCUGCGACGAACGGAGAUUGUCUGCAUGGUCUGGGCUAUUCAGAACCUGAGCGGCAAUUCCUUCUCCAACUAUUCUACCUAUUUCCUGGAGCAGGCUGGUCUCGAUUCAUCAAACGCGUACAACUUCGCCAUGGGUCAGUAUGGCAUUAACAUGGUUGGUGUAUUUGGGGCAUGGUUCCUAAUGACUCUCGGCAUCGGUCGUCGAACUCUAUGUCUGUAUGGUCUAUGCGGACUGUGCGCUAUGCUUUUGGUCAUGGGAUUUCUAGGGCUUGUUCCUGAUUCACACCGCGACCAAGCCUCCAUGGCCACCGGUUCGUUGAUGCUCGUCUGGGCACUAUUCUACCAGCUCACUGUCGGUACUGUCUGCUAUUCACUCGUUGCUGAGCUUUCGACUCGUCGACUUCAAAUCAAAACUGUCGUGCUUGGUCGGUGCUUGUACAACAUUGUCGCCAUUGUUUGUGGUGUGCUCACCCCCUAUAUGUUGAAUCCCAGUGAAUGGGACUGGGGCAACUAUGCCGGCUUCUUCUGGGGCGGCAUCUGUUUCUUGUGCAUUAUUUACGCCUACUUCCGCGUCCCCGAACCGCGCGGUCGCUCGUUUGCUGAACUUGAUAUGCUCUUUGAGCGGGGUGUGAGCGCUCGCAAGUUCGCGGACACCGAGGUUGACGUGUUCGACGAGACCAUUGAAGGACGUGUUAUUGACGACUACCGGGCCCAGAAGAAAGACCUGACCGAGCCUAGCGACGCGGAAAAGAACGCUGGCUUUGCAUGA